AUUAAAAGAAAAAAAAGGGCAAAUCGGAGCCCCGAGAGGGCAAUGAAAAAGCCCAAAAGCAAAGAGGAAGUUAAUGACGUGUCCGAGAUCGUGAUACGCCUUUCUCACUUUGUUCCGUUGUUCUCAGCGAUCCGCUUCUCUUCGUUACUUUCUUUUCUCGUCUGCUCUGCCACUCACAAUUCAUAAAAAAAAAAAUAAUAAUAAAUAAACAAAUUCCUCCAACCCUCUUUUUUCUAAGUCUCCACGCCCAUUUCUUGCAAACAAUUCUAUUAUCAGUUUGAUGGAUCUCAAAUUGGUGUACCUGUUAGAUGGGGUGGUCGUAAGUGUGGUUAGCAACGGGGGAUGGUGGAAUAAUUGCCAUGCAGAUCUACUACCGUCGUUUUAAUUGGCAGAUCCAGUUAUCACCAAAUUGUAUCUUUUAUCGCAGUAUCAACUAGUAAGUUACUUGCAAAAAGGCGUUAUCAGCUUACUGAUAUAGAGGCUCUUGGUCGGUUCAGUUAAGUUUGGUAUCGUCUUUACCAAACAUGCCGUAUUAUAUACAGAGGCUUUAUAAUACUUGCAGAACGUCAUUCUCACCCAAUGGCCCUGUUUCUGAAGAAGCUCUUGAAAGAGUUCGUGCUAUGCUAGAGAAAAUGAAGCCUUCUGACGUAGGUCUGGAACAGGAGGCGCAGGUGGUACGCAAUUGGUCUGGUCCUGUACAUGUGCGGAAUGGAAGCCAUCAGUCAUUGCCACCAAUUAAGUAUCUGCACUUACAUGAAUGUGACAGCUUCUCUAUAGGAAUUUUUUGUAUGCCACCUUCCUCUAUUAUACCUCUGCAUAAUCAUCCAGGAAUGACUGUGCUGAGCAGGCUUAUAUAUGGCUCAUUACACGUGAAAUCAUAUGAUUGGCUUGAUUCAACAGAACCUGAAGAUCCAUUACAAGCAAGACCUGCAAAACUUGUUAAGGAUACCGAGAUGACAGCCCCUUGUGCAACAACAGUACUGUAUCCCACAAGUGGAGGUAACAUUCAUUGUUUCAAGGCACAGACUCCCUGUGCUAUUUUUGAUAUUUUAUCUCCACCAUACUCUUCGGAGCAUGGACGACAUUGUACUUACUUCCGGAGGUCUCCAAGAAGGGAUUUACCUGGUGAGAUUGAAGUGAAUGGAGUGACGUUCUCUGAAGCGACUUGGUUAGAAGAGUUUCAGCCCCCUGACAACUUUGUGAUUAGGAGAGGGCCGUACAAAGGUCCUGUUAUUAGAACUUGAAAUAUUAUUGUACCAUCCAUUCUAAUGAAGAAAUUGGGUCUUAAUAACAACAACAUUGGAUGGGCUAUAGAAGUUAGGUAUUUGGCUUGUACAUAUUACUACACCAAUGUAAACCUUUGAUUUACUGACCUCACAUUUUAUUGGUGAGAUGGAGACUCAAAGUUGAGAGGAACUUUGCAGCGCUUAAUGACAAUUCUUUUUUC
This is a messenger RNA of Durio zibethinus, 1447 nucleotides long. Its product is annotated as 2-aminoethanethiol dioxygenase, putative (DUF1637). Gene Ontology annotation, molecular function: oxidoreductase activity, acting on single donors with incorporation of molecular oxygen, incorporation of two atoms of oxygen. The record is from RefSeq and is a predicted model, not a curated record. Lineage: Eukaryota; Viridiplantae; Streptophyta; Magnoliopsida; Malvales; Malvaceae.